Molecule: messenger RNA, 6940 nt
Organism: Girardinichthys multiradiatus
Lineage: Eukaryota; Metazoa; Chordata; Actinopteri; Cyprinodontiformes; Goodeidae
Gene: rnf19b
Product: ring finger protein 19B
Exons: 9
Coding region: 1886-4057 (723 amino acids)
Biological process (GO): ubiquitin-dependent protein catabolic process; protein polyubiquitination; positive regulation of proteasomal ubiquitin-dependent protein catabolic process
Cellular component (GO): ubiquitin ligase complex; cytoplasm
Molecular function (GO): ubiquitin protein ligase activity; ubiquitin conjugating enzyme binding; zinc ion binding
Source: RefSeq, a predicted model, not a curated record
CAAACAAGAAACCUCUGAAUUCACCUGAGAAAUGAUGUCAGAGGUCAGGAAAUCUGACAGAUGAAGGAGGAUGUUGAAGCAGAUACUGUAGCCACGCUGUUCAGAGCAUCUGAUGGGAAAAGAUUUCCAAAGAAAAGGUUGUUGCUGCUGUUGCUAAAUGGAUUGAGGCUCCGUGGGUAAACAGUUGCUAAUAUGUACACAUGUAUAUAUGAAUAUCUAGUCCGUCUUAUUUUGAUAAUUUGGAUGUUGUGCUGGUUCUGUUUCCUGGUGGUCCGGUAUGAUUCAUGCAGAUUGUCUCCAGCCGUGCUUCGGCAUCCAGCAACAAUAGACUCUGGUGGAAUCAGAUGGCUGUCUGCACGCCGCAGCGUUGGCGCUCUGAUCUGAUGACAGCUGACUUUCUCCUCACUCUGCUGUGUCUUUCUGAUAGUGACUGAAAUAUAUCUAAAGAAACAUCAGAUUAUGCUGCUGCUGUUGUAGCAGCAGUCAGUUUACUGCCGGGGUUCCCCUUCUACGUUAUAAAGGAGCACAAAAAAGUAGUCUGGAAAUACCAUUUUAGUCAAAUUUAUGCUCAGCAACUGUUCAUUUCAGCAGAAUGGAUUUACUUUUGAAAUAUUUUAUAAAGGUUUCCUUUCUAUAAAUGUAAUUAGAUUUAUCAUGAAAAUUUGAUGUCACAGGCACUUUAAGGCACUUUAAUAGUUAUAUUUUGUGAAGCAACUCUUUGUUUUCUGGUAAUUACAGUCCUCCUUAUUCCUGAGUACAGAGAAAUCUCUGAGAAUUGUAGCAGUCUAUAUUGACAUAUUUGUUUUUACGUUUGAAACUAUGUACCAGUGAUUGAGACUCUGUGAACAUCAUACUUGGUUUAAACGUGCCAAAUGUGCAUUUAUUAUGGUUAUAUUUGACCCCAAUAACCUGUUUAUACUAUGCUGUGUGUUUUCUACCUAGCUGGCAAAUUCACAGUCGCUGUUGUGAUUGCUUGUAGUGAGCGUUGCCAUGGCGACGGCAGUAUCAGCGCCAAGUGAAGUGGAAGAAGAGCUUGUGAUGCUCAGCAUGGAGGAGAGGGAGACCAGUUUUAACAGGAAGACAUGAUUGGGUGGAGUGGAGGAUGAUGUCAUGUGUUUAUCUGGAGCUUUCAACACGUCUCAUCUUGCAGAAUCUUUUCCAUCUAACGUCCAGGGAUGCACUCAGAACACCGUGUGUUUAAAUGCAAUAAGAGCAGGCGGAUAAUCAGUUCGGAAAAAACCUCAAACUGAAAGCGAGGAGGAGCCAGGCAGAGAAGCAGCGAGGGAGGAGAAGUGUGUGUCAUACUGAGCAUGCUCUUUGUCUUUAACUUCCUGCCCUCUUUCUCCCUGACAGAGAGGAGCGUUCAGAGAGGCCGGCAUUCAGCAACAGGAGAGGAAGAGGAUCAGUCACUCUGGUCUCAGCCGAGGAGAAUAAGCCGGUCCAAACCAGAGGAGUUACAGCAAUCAAACUGUGGAUAUUUAGCUUUUUAUUAAUCUCUGUGUUUUUGUAGAAGAGUGACCGACUGAAACUGACUUUGUUUUUGUGAAACAGUGUUUUACUUCAUCAUCUGCCUCAGAGAAGAAAAUACUUUUUUCUCCUCUCUUUUUUCUUUGUGAAACUUUAGACGGACAAGUCUGAGAGAAACUGGAAGCUGAAGGGGAUUUUAUUUCCUGCUCACUUGCGUCACCUCUUUCGAUUUCUGUUUGUGUUAUCUCUCUUUGGCCUUUCCUGAUAAUGUUUGGUUUCUCAUGAAAGCAAGAGGAGGAGGUUUCUUAAGAGUCUGAGCCAAGAGUUUAGGAAAAAAAAAUCCUUCCUUCAGUUUUACCAGGAAACAUACCACGCUGUGUCUCUUUCUAGGUAUUUUAAGGAGUGGUAACAAAGGAAAAUGGGCUCAGAAAAGGGCUCCGAGUCACCUCACUCAUCGGUUAGUGCUAUUCCCAACCCUAAGUGCCGAGCAGCCGGGAAACGCCAGGGCCGUAUCUCCUUCCACAGCCUCUUCCACAGCAAGCGGGGCUCUCGGAGUGGAAGGGCCCCCAAAGGAGGAGGGGCCACUCAUCAUCAAGCACAGCAGCAGGUGCUGCCUUCAGCCUUGAGUUCAACACCCACCGCAGCCUCUGCCACGACCACCACAGCGGCCACAAACAGUAAGGACACAGCCUCCAACACCCCCUCUGAUCCGCUCUCCUUCAGCCAGCCGUCCCUUGGUGGAGCCGCCGCCUCAGGGGAACCCAACCUCCUGGAGUGCCCGCUGUGCCUGGUGCGUCAGCCCGCCGAGCAGCUGCCUGAGCUGCUGGGCUGCAGCCACCGCUCCUGCCUUUGCUGCCUGCGCCAGUACCUCCGGAUCGAAAUCACCGAGAGCCGGGUCCAGCUCAGCUGCCCCGAGUGUGCCGAGAGGCUGGUCCCGCGGCAGGUGGCCGACAUCCUGGACGACGCCGCCCUGCUGGAGAAGUAUGAGGAGUUCCUGCUGAGGAGGUGCCUCGCCUCUGACCCGGACUGCCGAUGGUGCCCGGCGCCUGAUUGCGGGUUUGCAGUCAUUGCCUCAGGCUGCGCCAGCUGUCCCAGGCUGGUGUGUCGGAGAGAGGGCUGCGGCGCAGAGUUUUGCUACCACUGCAAACAGGCAUGGCACCCCAACCAGACCUGCGACUCGGCCCGCCAACAGAGGGCACAAUCCCUGCACACCCACAGUGGCCACUCACCCAGCUACACGCAGGAGCAGGGGCCAGCUGAUGACAUCAAGCCCUGCCCUCGCUGCGGCGCCUACAUCAUCAAGAUGAAUGACGGGAGCUGCAAUCACAUGACCUGCGCCGUCUGUGGCUGCGAGUUCUGCUGGCUCUGCAUGAAGGAGAUCUCUGACCUGCACUAUCUCAGUCCAUCUGGCUGUACCUUCUGGGGGAAGAAGCCUUGGAGCAGGAAGAAGAAGAUCUUGUGGCAGCUGGGAACGCUGAUCGGAGCUCCGGUCGGGAUCACUCUGAUUGCGGGCAUCGCCGUUCCCGCCAUGGUCAUCGGCAUCCCGGUUUACAUCGGCCGAAAGAUCCACGCCCACUACGAGCUCAAGAAGGCGUCUCGUCACAGAAGGAAUUUGGCCAUCACAGGCGGCGUGGCCCUGUCGGUCAUCACCGCCCCCGUCAUCGCCGCCGUCAGCGUCGGCAUCGGCGUUCCCAUCAUGUUGGCCUACGUGUACGGCGUUGUUCCCAUCUCGCUCUGCAGAGGAGGGGGCUGCGGUGUCAGCCGGGGGAAAGGCCGCGGCGUACGAAUUGACUUUGAUGAAGAUGAUGGACCAAUCACAGUGGCAGACGCGUGGCGCGCCCUGAAGUCUCCAAGUCUCGGAGAGAGCAGCCUGGACGGAGUGGUCAGCGGACUGAGCACCACUUCCCCCAGCGAGGGGCUCUCUGUAGCCCCUGGGAAUCUGGGAGACACUCCGCACUUUAACACACUCGCCAGUGGCGUCUUGGGGACUCGAACCAGCAAGUACAGCAGGUCAGGAUUCAGGUUGGAAGUUCAACCAGGGGAGCUCGUAAAGGAAUCAGCCCAGAGAGAGACGGGAAGCUUGGGAGCAGGAAGUGACUGCGCCAGCACCCGAGGAAUGGCCGGAUCCAUCAUUUCCUCUUAUACCUUACCUGACAGGGACUGCACCAACCUGGAGAUCCAGGUGGACAUCGAGACCAAACCCAGCCAUCUCUGCCUGACCAGUGAGGAGGACCUAGCUCCGCAGCAAGGCUCCGCUGCCAUAGUGACCACCUCAGGAGGGGAGGAGCCUCAGGACUGCAGCUCCAGAAGGGGCGGGGCUCUGUCCUGCUUUGCGUUGGGACUUUCGCCGGGGGCGUCGAUGAGGGAGGGGCUCCGAGACGUCACCCUGGCUCAGCCAGAGAGCAUCCGCAGCGACCUGGAGAUGUCGGACACUCAGUCGGAUGACAUCGCGGAGCUGACGUCGGAUGACUGUGACUCACCUCAUCCAAAAAGCUGCCAGCAAAUGCAGCCCCCCUCCUGCAGAUCCCUGAAUCCCCCCACCGACAGCCUUCAGUGUCCCGCAGACAGCAAAGUCAUCCUAUUCGUCUGAGAGAAGCACAGCUCUCAGGAUUGCACAAAAACUGACAAAACCCUGAACAUUUACCCUCAAACCAUGUGUUUCUGUCCUCCGGUCAUCUCUCGUCUUCUGCUUCAACAUCCAAAACACAGACAGCGUUCGUUUACUCCUGUCUGUCUCAUUGAUCCACCGGCCAAUCUCCUUUCUAAGUAAAUGGUCAGGGUUCUACCUCUGCGAUUUGUUGUUUACUCCUUGGUGCAAAAUGCCUUGGCUUCUUAAGCAAAAAAAAAUAUAAAAAUAAAGUAAAAAAGUACAAAUUCAUAAGAAAAAAUGCAAAAAUGAAAAGUUAAACUGAGGUGAAUGUUACCAAGCACAGUGAACAGAAACAGGUUGGUGAAGAAAUGGAAGCACGUUUGAAUGGAGACUUACAGCUUUUCUUUUCUUCUGCUGUUUCUGCCAUCAGGAAAAUUAAUUUUUUUGCAGUGUGCAUGAGUCUGCAUGAUCCAUUUCUCGCCUUGAAUGUUUCUCUUUCAGUGUGGAGAGUUUAAUUUCAGAGGCCAAAGCCGCACUUGAAUCUCGCUUUCCCAGCAGAAAAGAUUAUGAGGAGGGUGGAGGUGGAACGAAGAAGCGGUGCACACGCUGCAGAAAGAAGUUAAUGAGAGAGUUCUGAUGACAACGGCCCAAAACACCCCGAGAAAAAGAAAGGUUCUGAACCAGGUUUUUAAUUUAAAAAGAUUUUUGUAGAAAUUAUCUGGUGCAUCCCUAACUUUCACAGGUGUCCUAAAACCAACAUGAAACAUUUUUUACAGUUGGGCCAUAAAUCUUCCAUGGGAGCAAAAUACUAUUCAGCUUAAAUCUAAUAAAACCUGCUUAAAAUAUUAGAAUUGAAGAGCAGAUUGUUCAGACUCCAAAACAACAUUUAAACAUAAAGAUUCUAUUUUGAGUUUUAUCUUGGAUCAUCCUGCCUUGGAGGAAAAUUACAUUUAGCCAAAAACAAAAAAAUAAAGUCAUGCUUAGAAAACCCUAAAACUAAAGGGUCAAAUUUUCUGUUUUAUAAACGAGGCUCGUGGCAAAGACAAAGGAUAAAAUAACAAAGAUGUUACGUUAACAAAAUAAUUUGCUAAUAAUAAACGUUCAGAACAUGUAGAAAAUAUUUAGUUAUUGAUAUCACAUUUUUCACCAUUUCAUAAAAAUCCUAUGAUUCAGACACCGAAGCAGAACAUAAAGAUUCAGUUUUAUACAAAACAUCCACAGACCCUCCCUUUGAAUUAAAUAAUAUUUAACUAAAACAAAAAAAUACACUUUUUAAAAAGUUUCACUGAAUUAUCCUUUUAAGACACGGCGAGAUCCACGUCCCCGUUUCUGUUUCGACAUUCGCAGCAUUUAGCUUUGAUAAAAUGAGCGAUUAUUGCUAGGUCUUGUAUCGUCAUAUCGGUUAUCGGUAUCGUUUAUCGUGUCAUUCCCUGAGGUGUUAUUUGAUUUAGACUGAAGACUCUAAACCAGAAAAGAAAGAAAUAUUUACAUAGAAUAUAUUAUUAUUAUUAGCGAUUAUCGCUGAAUUUCAGUAUCGUUAUUGAAAUCGUUUAUCAUAACAUUUUAAAAGGUUGUUCACAAAUUGAGGUGAAAAUAAUUUUAAGCUAAAACCUUAAGCGUCCUUGGUGCCUCUGAGCCUGGCAGCUUUUCUUCCGUCAGAACUCUCCCACGGUUUGUUUCUGGUCCGUGUCCUGGUACCAGGCCAGUGCCACUGACCAGUACAGCGACACACUCCCAGCUGGUUUUGCUUCGUAACGUCUCACUUGUCUGACCCAGUUUUAUGUGCAGAAACAACACAACUUGCGACGAAUGUAUUUAUGCGACCCAUUUUGUCAUUUUAUUUGAUUGAGCACUUGUGCACUUUAUCUGAAUGUCUUAUUUAUCUUGUAUUCUUUUUAUUUGCUUGUCAUCUGUUGCUCUAAACAUGUUUACCGGAGUGGAAAACAAAUGUCUGUGGUGCAACUAAAAACUAGGAUGGAAUGAGAGAAAACUUUACGUUUAUUGCUCAGUAUUUUUCACCUUAAAUUGUGUUUUUUUGUGUCGGUUUUAUCAAUGCUGUGAUGCAAGAACUAAAUAUAAUUUAUUCUUUUUCAUUUAUUUUUUUUAAAUUUGUGUUGCUCUUAUCAUUUUCACUUGCAAACAUCUAGUUUUUGAGCUUCUCUCAGUCACAGCCUAACCCGUUUCUUAGCUUUGGAUCACCUCCGUGCUUCUGUUUGAAAAGGUUCCCGGGAACCUUUUCUUCAUGUCGAGUAGCUUUAUGGAUUUUGCUGCUUACGCAACUUGGCGGUGCUGUUUCGUCUUCACAUGUCACUGCUUUUUGCCUCAUUUAGAAAAACGAAUGUAUCACAGACGGAAAACCGGGACUUUCUGAAACAGUCCGAAUGAGUGUUAAGCUCCUUUAGGGAACACAGGUGGUUCUGUCUUUAUUUGAAAUAGUUUUAUAGAUGGCAAUAUUUAAGUGUCAUAAAUAAAGGAACUGUUUUUUUUGUUUUUGGUGCUGCAGAUGCAGGACUGUGAGACUGGAGUUUUGGGGAGAGAUGAAUAAAUAAACCCAAUUUUAUGUUGCACCAAAGCCACGGGUUGAUGUCUGUUUUACUGGGAGGAAUGGAUUUCAUACAGUGUGCUGGGAAGGUCUGUGCCCUCCUCACACAUGCAUUUACCACAGAGUUAAACAUUUUACACAAGUGUUUUAUUCUGGUUUAAUGCAGCUGGUAAACUAAAAAAGUAAGAUCUGUGGAGGCUUUUAGAGGCACUUUACUGAUUUUUUUAAUGUAAACUGUGACAAUAACAAACGUUUUGUGAUGUGAAAAAAUGAAACCAGUAUUGUACAGUUCAACUGAAAAAUAACUUUCAGGAAUAAAGAUAAAAAAUAAAAACCUGCAU